Molecule: messenger RNA, 2198 nt
Organism: Notolabrus celidotus (New Zealand spotty)
Lineage: Eukaryota; Metazoa; Chordata; Actinopteri; Labriformes; Labridae
Product: gap junction alpha-10 protein-like
Exons: 3
Coding region: 264-1739 (491 amino acids)
Biological process (GO): cell communication
Cellular component (GO): connexin complex
Source: RefSeq, a predicted model, not a curated record
CGGGAGAGCACUCCAACACACAGCCAGCACAACAACACACACAGAUACACAGAGAGACAAAGACCGAGGAGAGCCGAGGGAUGUGGGCUGGAGGUCGGGGACCCACGCAAGAAGACCACCAAACACCUCCAUGGGGUAGCCACACAGACUCGUCCAAUUCCUGGGAUGCUUUAAACACGAUGACGUGCAUCAAGAGGCAAAGAGGGAACCCAUACCACUGAUAUUUUGAGGACAUGUGGCAUUGAAGAGGUGAGAAGCUGACCAUGGGUGACUGGAACCUGCUGGGCAGCAUCCUAGAAGAGGUCCACAUUCAUUCCACCAUCGUGGGAAAGAUCUGGCUCACCAUACUCUUCAUCUUCCGCAUGCUGAUCCUUGGCGCCGCCGCAGAGGACGUAUGGGACGAUGAGCAGUCUGAGUUUGUCUGCAACACUGACCAGCCGGGCUGCAAGGCGGUCUGCUACGAUCGUGCCUUUCCCAUCUCCCUCAUCCGGUUCUGGGUCCUGCAGGUCAUCUUUGUGUCUGCACCCUCGCUGGUCUACAUGGGCCACGCUCUCUACUGUAUCCGGGCACUGGAGAAGGAGCGGCACCGGAAGCGAGCUCAGCUGAAGGACGAGAUGGAUGACGCUGAGAUGGCAGUGGAUGCACAUAAGCGCAUAGAGAAGGAGCUGAGGAGGCUGGACGAGCAGAGGAAGGUGAAGAAGGCUCCUCUCAGAGGGUCUCUGUUGAGAACCUACAUCAUCCAUAUCCUUACACGCUCUGUGGUGGAGGUCUGCUUCAUCCUGGGCCAGUAUGCACUCUAUGGUAUCCAGCUGGAGCCACUCUAUAAGUGUGAGCGGCUGCCCUGCCCCAACAGUGUAGACUGUUACAUCUCCAGGCCCACGGAGAAGACCAUCUUCAUGGUCUUCAUGAUCGUGAUCGCUGGUGUGUCAUUAUUCCUGAACAUCCUGGAAAUAUCUCAUCUGGGCGUCAGGAAGAUCAAACAGACUCUUUAUGGAGAGAGGUACACGGAGGAUGACAGUUUGAUUUACAAAAACAAGCGGAAGACAUCCUUACCGCAGCUCUGUGUGAUGAGUAAUGUAUCACCUCACAACGGGCCUCUGACUCAGACCUUUAAAGUCAUCCCUGAGGCAAACAUCAAGUCUCCCUUUUUCAACACGGGGCUCAAAGCCAGCCACGAUGCACAGAGACAAUACAGCCUGGCUCACCUGGUGCAGUCCAGCUUCAUCUACCCGCAGCCCAGGAUGCCGCUGAUGACUGGCCAGAACUGUGCCCCCCAAACCCACGAAGGCCAAGACGUCCACAUGGUGGACAACAAUCAGGGCUGGUCUUCCGCAGUGUCCAAUGAGGAGGGGAUUACAACAAUCCAUAAUGAUGGACCCAACAAGGGAGAACACCUCCAACCAUGCCAACUGCAGCCAUGCCAUAUUGAAGCUCUGCUGUCCAGCAGCAACAUCAGGCCCAACACUAUCAGGGAGCAGUAUGAGGACGAGCGCAGGGACUCCAUAGCAAGUCAUAAUCAGGUCAUAAUGCCCAACCCCAGGAAAACUAGCUUCAUGGUCAGACCUCCCUCUGAGAGUUUGUCCUCCAUGACUGGCUCCACCAGCCCAUCCUUACAUACCUCAGAGGAGUCGGACGAACUGGGAUCCCUGCAGGGAGACAUGCCCAUGAUGCCUCCUCCUGGAGGCCGCAGAAUGUCAAUGAGCAUGUUUCUGGAUAUCUCCUCUAUCAUGAAGAAGUGAAGAGGCUAACACCACGGCCGCAGGAGGGUCGUCCCACCGCCCGGUUUGUGUCACACACUGUGGAGAAACUGUAUCAAUGAUCCAGCCGUCGACAUCGAUCCAUCAAGUCACAUGGAGGCCACGACCAAUAAGUCUUGAUGAGACAGCGGACUCUGUGCCAGAGGCCCAGUAUGUUUUGGAUCUGAAGCACCUUAACGUCCACAUGUGGGUCCGAACAGACGGGAUCCUGUUUUUUUUAUUUUCCCCUCCAUGUGUUGGCUGAAUGUUUCAGAUAAUGAAGCUCCUCAGAGGAUCUGUCUGCUGACUGGGACUUUUGAAACUUUAAAUACUUUUUUUUUUUUUAAGUCCAAGACUUGAUGAGAACCCGUGUAAAUGUGUAAAGUCAUUUCUAUGCAGUCAUUUCAUGACACAUUAUGAUUCUUUAUAUUAUAUCCAGAUUAAAUGCUUCUUAACAAAACA